AUGAAAUCUCACAAAGUUGACUACGCUGCAGUUGAUUACAAACCACUUACUGGUUUUUUACCUCAAAACUUAUGCCAAAGUGGAUCUCUCCAAAACUUUUUUGCAGAUGACAACCAUCUCAUAGGUCCAAUACCAAAAACCUUGAAGACUUGCAUGAGUUUAAUUACAGUCCACCUUGAACAAAACCAACUCUUUGGGAAUUUAUCUGAAGAUUUUGGUGUUUAUAGAAACCUGCAAUACAUGGAUCUAAGUUACAAUAGAUUUUCUGGUGAAAUCUCUCAUAGUUGGAGUAGGUGCCCGCAACUAGGCAUCCUGCUGAUUGCUUGUGAUGGUAUUGGUGGUGGCAUACCACCUGAAAUUGGAAACUUCACUCAACUCCAUGUACUUGAUAUUUCUUAUAAUCGGUUGGUUGGGAAGCUACCAAAGGAAAAAGUGUUUUCAAUAUCAACUUUUGAUGGAAAAGCAAUGUACAAGGAAAUCAUUGAAGCAACACGGGGUUUUGAUGAUAUGUUUUGUAUUGGGAGGGGAAAACAUGGAACCGUGUAUAAACCAACUCUAACAUCAGGAAACACAGUGGCAGUAAAGAAACUCCAAUCCUUGUGUGAUGGUGAGAUUGUACAACAAAAAGAGUUCUUCAAUGAGAUAAAGGCAUUAACAGAAAUACACCACCGAAACAUCGUAAAAUUGCAUGGCUUUUGUUCACAAUCACAACACUCGAUUUUGAUUUAUGAGUACUUUGAAAGGGGUAGCUUGGCCACAAUUUUGAGCAGUGAUGGAGGAGCAAAGGAGUUGGACUGGAAUAAGAGGAUGAAUAUCAUCAAAGGUUUGGCUCAUGCUCUAUCUUACAUGCACCGUGAUUGCUCACCACCAAUUGUUCACAGGGACAUAUCAAGCAAAAAUGUUUUGCUGGAUUCAGAUUACGAGGCUCAUGUUUCAGACUUUGGCACAGCUAAGCUUCUUAAUCAAGACUCAUCCAAUUGGACUUCAUUUGCUGGCACACAUGGAUAUGUUGCACACAUGGAUAGUGGUGGACAAGGUGAAAGUUCCGGUGGACAAGAAGUGGUAAGUGGAGCUGCAGAUGCGGCAGGCGGGUCAGAAGGAAGCACAGGUAGUGGAGGAGGGGAGGGAAACAAUGAAGGGAUGGUUGGAGGAGGCCUAGGUCAGGGAAACGGGGACGAUGGCCACGAUGACCGUGGACGCAGGGGUGGUGGUGACGUGGAAGAUGGUAGGAGGCCAAGGAACUCGCGAGGUGCAAGAAUGGCCGAGAUAUUCAUUAUGGUGAUUGCCCAAACAGCUGCUGCAGCCAUUGGUAUCGAUUUCCUUGGCCUAUCUUCUCGGGGUAGGGGACUUCUAAUCUUUGCGUUGGGGACAAAUUUAUUUGGUUUCAUGUGUUGCGUGGCUGCUAUCUGGCAAAAUGACAUGAACCCACACGCUGCUGAAAUUUGGGCCAACAUAGGAUCUGUUGCGGGUGCUUUGGGGUUCAUAUUGAUGCUUGCUAUGGUGCUCCCACCCUAUCUUCUUUGGAUGAUCAUCAUGGCUUGUAUUGGUUUAUUGGUCAUCGUUGUGUUCUCAUUCAUGUCUUGA
Molecule: messenger RNA, 1584 nt
Organism: Quercus robur (English oak)
Lineage: Eukaryota; Viridiplantae; Streptophyta; Magnoliopsida; Fagales; Fagaceae
Product: probable leucine-rich repeat receptor-like protein kinase At1g35710
Exons: 1
Coding region: 1-1584 (527 amino acids)
Biological process (GO): protein phosphorylation
Molecular function (GO): protein kinase activity; ATP binding; protein binding
Source: RefSeq, a predicted model, not a curated record